Messenger RNA from Cariama cristata (Red-legged seriema), 1176 nucleotides. It is a transcript of the gene CDC40, whose product is annotated as cell division cycle 40. Gene Ontology annotation, cellular component: catalytic step 2 spliceosome. Gene Ontology annotation, molecular function: mRNA binding; protein binding. Bases 1 to 1176 code for a protein of 391 amino acids. Lineage: Eukaryota; Metazoa; Chordata; Aves; Cariamiformes; Cariamidae. The transcript is spliced from 12 exons. The record is from RefSeq and is a predicted model, not a curated record. Gene Ontology annotation, biological process: mRNA splicing, via spliceosome.
AUGCACCUAGAAUGCAUGCAGGAAGAUGUGGAAACAGGAGUCCACCUUGAUCCUGCUAUCAAGGAAGUUCAAUACAAUCCCACUUACGAUACCAUGUUUGCACCUGAGUUUGGACCAGAAAACCCAUUUAGGACUCAGCAGAUGGCUGCACCUAGAAAUAUGCUUUCUGGAUAUGCAGAACCAGCUCACAUCAAUGAUUUCAUGUUUGAACAACAGAGAAGAACAUUUGCAACCUAUGGUUAUGCAUUAGAUCCUUCUAUAGAUAACCCUGAAGUUGCCACCAAAUAUAUUGGUUCUGUAGAAGAAGCUGAAAAAAAUCAAGGUUUAACAGUGUUUGAAACAGGACAGAGGAAAAUUGAAAAAAGGAAGAAAUUCAAGGAGAAUGAUGCAUCUAAUAUUGAUGGUUUUCUGGGACCAUGGGCAAAGUAUGUUGAUGAAAAAGAAGUAGCUAAACCAUCAGAAGAAGAACAGAAAGAGUUGGAUGAAAUAACAGCUAAGAGGCAGAAGAGAGGAAAACUAGAAGAUGAUAAACCUGGAGAGGAGAAGACUGUAUUACAUGUUAAGGAAAUGUAUGACUAUCAGGGGAGAUCUUAUCUUCAUGUCCCUCAAGAUGUUGGAGUUAAUCUCCGUUCUACAGUGCCACCUGAGAAGUGCUAUCUUCCAAAGAAACAGAUCCACGUGUGGUCUGGACAUACAAAGGGUGUCAGUGCAGUUAGAUUGUUUCCCCUCUCUGGGCAUAUACUGUUGUCUUGCUCUAUGGAUUGCAAAAUUAAGCUAUGGGAAGUAUAUGGUGAUCGAAGAUGUCUACGAACAUUUAUUGGACAUAGUAAAGCUGUUCGAGACAUCUGUUUUAAUAAUGCUGGCACUCAGUUUCUUAGUGCUGCAUAUGACCGCUAUCUUAAACUCUGGGACACUGAAACAGGGCAAUGUAUUUCAAGAUUCACAAACAGGAAGGUUCCUUAUUGUGUCAAGUUCAAUCCUGAUGAAGAUAAACAAAAUCUCUUUGUUGCAGGAAUGUCAGAUAAGAAAAUUGUGCAGUGGGAUAUUCGAAGUGGUGAGAUUGUGCAGGAAUACGAUAGGCAUUUGGGAGCUGUCAACACCAUUGUGUUUGUGGAUGAAAAUAGAAGGUUUGUGAGUACAUCUGAUGACAAGAGUUUAAGAGUCUGGGAAUGGUAA